Molecule: messenger RNA, 2424 nt
Organism: Perca fluviatilis (European perch)
Lineage: Eukaryota; Metazoa; Chordata; Actinopteri; Perciformes; Percidae
Exons: 11
Coding region: 7-2112 (701 amino acids)
Biological process (GO): immune response
Cellular component (GO): external side of plasma membrane
Source: RefSeq, a predicted model, not a curated record
GGCCAGAUGAAGGGUGAUGACAGCGCUCCUCCUGGUUUUAUCCUCAUUUUACCUCUGGUGCUCGAGCUGGAAGGACUGUGUCUGUUUCUCUGGAUAAACAAGUUAUUAAUAUCGAAGGUUCAGAAGAUACAGCUCACAAUGAAGACCUGGCUUGUUCUGGUCCUCCUGGGACUCAUGGUCCAGGACGCGGCGGCAGUGACUCACUCUCUGAAGUAUUUCUACACUUCGUCUUCUGGAGUCCCAAACUUCCCAGAGUUUGUGGCUGUUGGAUUGGUUAAUGACGUUCCAAUAGGUCAUUAUGACAGUAAUACCAAGAGAGCCGAACCCAAACAGGACUGGAUGAGCAGAGUCACAGAAGAUGAUCCUCAGUACUGGCAGAGGGAGACUGGGUACUUGGUAGGUCAACAGCAGGCCUUCAAAGCCAACAUUGACGUUGCAAAGCAGCGCUUCAACCAAACUGGAGGUGUCCACAUUUUCCAGGAGAUGAGUGGCUGUGAGUGGGACGAUGAGACUGGAGAGGUCAAUGGUUUUAAUCAGUAUGGUUAUGAUGGAGAAGACUUCCUAGCAUUGGACCUGAAGACAUCUACAUGGAUCGCUGCAAAACCACAGGCUGUCAUCAUCAAACAAAGUUGGGAUGCGGACAAAUCUAGAAUAAAACACAAUGAGAUUUACCUCACUAAGAUGUGUCCUGAAUGGCUGAAGAAGUAUGUAGACUACGGAAAGAUCUCUCUGCUGAGAAAAGAUCUUCCCUCAGUGUCUCUCCUCCAGAAGUCUCCCUCCUCUCCAGUCAGCUGCCACGCUACAGGUUUCUACCCUGACAGAGCCAUGAUGUUCUGGAGGAAAGAUGGAGAGGAGCUUCAUGAGGACGUGGACCUCGGAGAGAUCCUCCCCAACCACGAUGGAUCCUUCCAGAUGAGUGUUGACCUGGACCUUUCAUCAGUCCCAGCUGAAGACUGGAGGAGGUACGACUGUGUGUUUCAGCUCUCUGGUGUGGAGGACCACAUCGUCACCAAACUGGACAAAGCAGAGAUCAGGACCAACAGAGUGACUCACUCUCUGAAGUAUUUCUACACUGCGUCUUCUGGAGUCCCAAACUUCCCAGAGUUUGUGGCUGUUGGAUUGGUUGAUGGCGUUCAGAUAACUCGCUAUGACAGUAACACCAAGAGAGAAGAACCCAAACAGGACUGGAUGAGCAGAGCCACAGAAGAUGAUCCUCAGUUCUGGGAGAGGAACACUGAGAUAUCUAAGGGUAACCAGCAGGCCUUCAAAGCCAACAUCGAAAUUGUAAAGCAACGCUUCAACCAAACUGGAGGUGUCCACGUUCUCCAGUGGAUGUACGGCUGUGAGUGGGACGAUGAGACUGAUGAGGUCAAUGGUUAUGAACACUUUGGUUAUGAUGGAGAAGACUUCAUAUCAUUUGACCUGAAGACAGAGACGUGGAUCGCUCCAAACCAACAGGCUGUCAUCACCAAACACAAGUGUGACCAUAACACAGCUGAGAUAGCUCAGAGAAAACACUACUUCACCCAGAUCUGUCCUGAGUGGGUGAAGAAGUAUGUGGACUAUGGGAGGAGCUCUCUGCUGAGAACAAAUCUUCCCUCAGUGUCUCUCCUCCAGAAGUCUCCCUCCUCUCCAGUCAGCUGCCACGCUACAGGUUUCUACCCUGACAGAGCCAUGAUGUUCUGGAGGAAAGAUGGAGAGGAGCUUCAUGAGGACGUGGACCUCGGAGAGAUCCUCCCCAACCACGAUGGAUCCUUCCAGAUGAGUGUUGACCUGGACCUUUCAUCAGUCCCAGCUGAAGACUGGAGGAGGUACGACUGUGUGUUUCAGCUCUCUGGUGUGGAGGACCACAUCGUCACCAAACUGGACAAAGCAGAGAUCAGGACCAACAGAGGGAAGCCUUCUGACAGGACCAUUCCCAUCACUGCUGGAGUGCCUGUUCUUGCUGUCGUCUUCUACGUCUUCGUCUUCGUCUUCGCCUCUGGUAUAUCUUGCUGGUACAUCUUUCUGUCGUCUUCGGAACUGCCACUGGAUUCUUUUUUUACAAAAAGAAGAGAGCCAAACGCCCUCCACAAGCUCCUCACAAAAGCUCUGAGCUCUCUGAGAAACUGAAUCCAGAGACCUGAUUUACAAACACAUCCUGAUAUGCAUAUUGGUUUCAGCUCUGGACAACAUCUUUAUGGACUCUAUGCUAGCGGACAUAAACUUCUGAUUUGCAAACCCAUCCUGCACACAGUGAGUUACUUCAAAUGGGACUGUAAGCAGUAAAUGCUGUGACGUGAACUAUUCACAUCUCCAGUUAAACAAUCCCUGAAAUGAUAAGAUUCCUACAACAAACUGUUAUAUUAAAGCCCCUAAAAAACUUGCUUUAGAAAUCAUGAGUAUACAGACCCUUUCCAAAAAAUUAGAAUGUCAUGGAAAAGU